UUGCAAACCGCAAAAGAUCGAGAAAUAACAGAAACGCUUAUAUGAAUCCUGUUUUUCUUUCAUUUGACACGCAAAAUUCAUUCAAAAUGUAGCUGUAAUACUUCUUAAAGAGAAGAAGCACCGAUCUGUGUGGUUUAUUUGCUCAGAAGUAAAAAUAAUGCGGCUGUACGUGCUCGGUGCGUGUGGGGUAGUGUUCCUUCUGUUAUGGCAGCUGGGGAUUUUCCAUUCCCUUUUUUUGACAUUGGCCUACAUUUGUGCUUCUGUUCUUGGCAUUUUAACUGGAAUAGUCAUGUAUCUUGGCUCUGGAAAACAAAAGAUACCACAAACUCCAAAGCUUUCGUCGAAAUUCUACGCUGUUUCGCGCUUUCUCGAGAAGAAAACCCUGAACGCCGUUCAAAGACCAUACAAGCACGAAACUGUCAUCUCGCGUUCCGUGGACAAGAGCAUCCAGGAGAUUCUUGAUUUCUUCAUAAGGGACUUCUGUUUGUCUUGGUUUCGGGUUCUUGGCAAGGAUGAAGUAGCGUUUGUAGAUCUAAUGACCGAAGAGCUAUGGGCUGUCAUUAUUAAUACAGUUGAAAGAUUGAAGAACGUUGAUACGGUGAGGUUUCUUUCUAGUGAUGUUGUCGAAAUCUUGACGACGCAUUUCCAAAACCUGAGGUUAGCAGAUAACCGGAUUACUACAGAAACACCUGUACCGUUUGUCUUACAUCCCUGUCUGUCAAGUAAGAAAGCUGAAGUUGAUUAUAUUAGAAAAAUCACAGAUGUUCUCUUACACUGUUUUCUGCCUGAGCAAAAUUCGAAUUGUGCUGGAAUGAGAUGUCUUCUGAGAGAGGUUCUGACGUUUUCAGUGAUUAAGCCUUUGGCGGAGAUGAUCUGUGAUCCAGAUUACAUCAAUCAGACAUUGUUAAUCCAUUUAGAGGCAAAAGAAGCAUUGACAGCCAAGCAUAAACCACGUUAUGCUUAUGCAGAGACCUAUGAAGACUUUAUUCGCAUGAUCAACACCUGUAAUUCUGUUGAAACUUUAAAACAAAUGAGAUAUCACAUAAUUGCUGAAAUCAUGCAAGCAACAACAAUCAAUAAUUUAAAAGGCAUUGAGAAGUUGAACCAAGAGGAGACAAAUCAACCUCUUAAGAAAGACUCUCAACUGAGGUCAAGAAACCUGAAGCGCUACAUCAACCAGUGUACUGUUGCCAAGGCACAGUGUGAGAAAAGAAUAAAGCUGUUGGGUGGCCCAGAUUAUACAUCACACAAUCCAACUGAACAGCAGAAAAGUCAAACUAUGACAUCAGACAAGGCAAAAGGUGUUCCAAAACCAGCUAAUAAGGCUACAAAAGUACUUGGUUUCAGUGAAAUUAUGGAUAAUAGUCUGGCUAGAAGCUUCUUCAUGUCUUACCUACAGAACCACACCCAUAGCAAGAAUAUGCUUAGUUUCUGGAUGGCAAUAGAAAAUCUCAAGCUAGUCAAGUCUACUGAAAUCAUCAAGAGUACACAAGAAAUCUACCAAGUGUACGUCACACCUUCAUCAGAGAAGUCCAUUAUGCUUGACACUACCUUGGUCAGAGACAUAGAGGGUUUUCUCAAUGGUACUAAUGAUUUGCAGUGCUUUUUUGAAGCACAGACAAAAGUUUACAAACACCUGGAAAAUAAUUUCUAUAGGAGGUUUGUUUUGAGCCAGGAGUAUUUCAUGCUUGUCUGUCAAUUAGAAGCUGAAAUGGAUGACUUGCGAGCACAACAGAAAGAUGAUACUCACCUUGAGUUGAACUGGAAUGAUCAAUUACCUUCCACUGAUGAAGAGGAUGCUGGACAUACUGAUUGGACUCCCAACCCAGUGCGCAAGCCAAGCACAGUUGAAGAAAGAAGUGAUUCCAUUGUCAAGCAACUGGAGGUUUUAGACCAAAGACUAGCUGCAAAAACACACCAAUUAGAGUUGACAAAAAGAAGUUAUGGUGGACAAGAAUCUGAGGAACUUGAAAAGAUAGAAGAUGAAAUUGGAGCGCUGAUUACUGAGAGGAGACAUCUUGAGUUUCAUAUUGAAAGAACAGAUGUUUGGUGUGAAAACAUUGGCAAAUGGAAAGUGUUGAUUGAAAGUGUAGAGUGGACAAAUGAAGAAGACAAGUCUAUUCCAGUCUAUAUCAUUGUGGUUCAUUGUUCACAAGUAGAUACCCCAAUAUCUCCUGGUACCGUUCCAAAAAGAAGUGAACCUGGAGCUACAUCUGAAGGAUGGGUGGUUUCCAGGAAAUUUAAAGAUUUCCAGAAACUUCAUACCAAACUCAAAGAGUGUUCACCAAAUUUAACAAAAGAACUACCAGCCCCCACUAAAAAGUGGUACAAGUCACUGGAUGAUGAGUUUUUGAAUAAAUCACGAAUAGCUCUUGAGGAAUAUUUACAGAGUCUUUUGGCUGAUGACAAGCUGUGUCUUAGUGAAGAACUCUACUCAUUCUUAAGCCCAAGCCCUGAACACUUGAGGAAGCAAAGUGAACCUACCAAGAAGAAAGAGUUUUCCUUCAUGUCAGUCUUGAAAAGCCUUCCUUUUGAUAUAAUUCUAAAUGAUGAAGCAGAGGAGGAAAUGGAGCAAGAAGACUGUACCCUUCCUAAGGAUUCUAUAGCUGAGCCUUUUUAUGGUCUCAUUGGAGAAGUGUUUGAGCUCAAGGGAGUAUUUAAGUGGCUUAGAAGAACACUGAUUGCCUUUGUUCAAGUUACCUUUGGAGGGACAAUAAACAAGGAAAUUCGAGAGAUGGUAGAGUGGCUUGUGUCAGAAUCCAUGGUUAUCUACUAUGUGAAUAUGUUUAGAGAUUCCAUGUGGCCCAGUGGUACACUUGCUAAACCUUUACCUACAAGAACAGCAAAGGAGAAAAAUGACACAAAGAUUAAAGCCAAGAAGAAGCUAGUGAAAGACAUCCCAGAGAUUUUACAGAGCCUUGUUGGAAAGAAAAACAGUAAACUUGGAACAAUUAAAGUUUUUGAGGCUUUUCAGGAUCAGAGGAUCAAUAAGCAUUUGUUCUAUGUAAUGCUAGAAUUGUGCGUAUUUACUCUGUGUCCUGAGGUGAAGUCAGAAAAAGUCAUUGAAAAGGCAAAACAAAUCAAAAGAGCAAGAGAAGCCAACAGGCCAGUGGCACCACAAUAGAUCUCUGGAGCACACCACAGGAUUCAUAUUAUGAUAAUUAGAAAGGCAAUUAAGUGUGGGUUUGGUUAGCAUUGUCUUUGCAUUAAUAACAAUAGAGAAGCCCAAUAAAGACCUCAUGCAUCGACAAGCAUGAAAGGAAAACAACCCUUUAAAAAACAUGAGCACAGUUCAAUUCUUUUUCAUGUCCAUACUGUCAGCCUUUUGUUGCUGCCCUCACUACAACCUCAGUUGGUGCUUUUCCACAUCCUAGAGAGAAUAGCAAUGACAAGGAAGACACCACACACAGGGAAAGCCAUUUGGAACUGUGCUUGCGUCAUCAUCUUGCUGUUGCAGUCUUAAUGCGUAAAGGUCUAUAUUUUUGCAAUAUUAUUUGAGUGGUUGGUUUUCAAUUGAAACCCACAGAAAUCAAACUCAUUUGACUCUUCAAAACAGGCCAAGUUCACAUGUGGAAACCUGCACUGAGAAUUUAUAACAUUAGAUUCUUAAUAUUAAUUAAUAUAUAGGUUAUGAUAGUAGGAAGAAAAAUAUGGUGGAUCAUAAUAUUGUUAGCAAAAAAAAAAAAUGAACUUAAACAUACAUCUAGUGUCAUGGGCUAGUUAUAAAUAGAUUUGUAAAGUUUGUAGCUGUACUAUGUGAAUAUCUUACUGUAAUUGUAACUUUAUGUUGUGAUUGGAUUAAUUACUUGAAGACAAUGGGAAGUCAUUUCAAUGUCAAGGCAUGGCAUACUGCGUUCAUGCUGUAUAUUGAGUACCAUUCAUUGUUGAAAAUGGCAUAAAAACUAUAGCCUGAUUCAAAACAUGUUGUCCAUUUGAAAUAGGGUAACAGGACUAGUAGGGUAUUGCAAGGAAUAAAUGAUUAUUAUUUAUUGUCCGAASAAUUUUUAUUUCUAAAAAGAUUAAACUGGACAGUAAAGUAAUUUUACUCAAA
Messenger RNA from Actinia tenebrosa (Australian red waratah sea anemone), 4051 nucleotides. RefSeq names its product sorting nexin-25. NCBI's taxonomy places the organism in Eukaryota, Metazoa, Cnidaria, Anthozoa, Actiniaria, Actiniidae. Gene Ontology annotation, molecular function: phosphatidylinositol binding. Gene Ontology annotation, cellular component: intracellular membrane-bounded organelle. The record is from RefSeq and is a predicted model, not a curated record.